This is a messenger RNA of Symphalangus syndactylus (siamang), 2888 nucleotides long. It is a transcript of the gene SAMD8, whose product is annotated as sterile alpha motif domain containing 8. Gene Ontology annotation, molecular function: protein binding; ceramide cholinephosphotransferase activity; sphingomyelin synthase activity. NCBI's taxonomy places the organism in Eukaryota, Metazoa, Chordata, Mammalia, Primates, Hylobatidae. The record is from RefSeq and is a predicted model, not a curated record. Gene Ontology annotation, cellular component: endoplasmic reticulum membrane; plasma membrane; Golgi membrane. Gene Ontology annotation, biological process: ceramide biosynthetic process.
GGCUCCGAGCAGCUGCCGGCGCGGCGGUGACGGCGGCCGGGGCGAUGCCUGCGCGCAGCCGCCACGGCCCCCGUCUCCACUCCGGCUCCCCGCCCCGGGCUCCGCCCCCGCCGCUUGAGGCGCUUCACUCCGGCGAGGCGGGGAGGGCCCCGGACUCCGACGGCGGCUCGGACGCCGACUCGGAGGUGGGUCCGGGAAGCCCGACUCGGACUGCGGAGGUGAGCGGGAGCUGAGGCUGAGGAGAGGGGAGCUUGGGGGCGCCUGCUGCCAAGGGUGAGUGGGGAGUCUGGGAUGGAGCCGGGGGCUGCCGAGGGACUGCGACCUGCAGGAGCCCCGGGGAGACGGUUGAGGGAGCCGGGAUAGUCAGCUCUGGAAUGGAAUCUGAAGGAAAUGGAGGUUGUCGAACCGAGGGCCUGAGGCUGAGGGUUCUCACACCCAUUGAAUAAAGAAAAUAAGUUUUAGGCCAGGUGUGGUGGCUUACUCCUGUAAUCCCACCACUUCGGGAGGCCGAAGCAGGCAGAUCACUUGAGGUCAGGAGUUCAAGACCAGCUUGGCCAACAUGGCAGCGGAGGAGGAAAUGGCAGGUCCUAAUCAGCUCUGCAUUCGCCGCUGGACUACCAAGCAUGUAGCUGUGUGGCUGAAGGAUGAAGGCUUUUUUGAAUAUGUGGACGUUUUAUGCAAUAAGCACAGACUUGAUGGAAUCACAUUGCUAACAUUGACUGAAUAUGAUCUCCGGUCUCCUCCUCUGGAAAUCAAAGUCUUAGGGGACAUUAAAAGGUUAAUGCUCUCAGUCCGAAAAUUGCAGAAAAUACAUAUUGAUGUUUUAGAAGAGAUGGGCUACAACAGUGACAGUCCCAUGGGUUCCAUGACCCCUUUCAUCAGUGCUCUUCAGAGUACAGACUGGCUCUGUAAUGGGGAGCUUUCCCAUGACUGUGAUGGACCCAUAACUGACUUGAAUUCUGAUCAGUACCAGUACAUGAAUGGUAAAAACAAACAUUCUGUUCAAAGAUUGGACCCAGAAUACUGGAAGACUAUACUGAGUUGUAUAUAUGUUUUUAUAGUAUUUGGAUUUACAUCUUUCAUUAUGGUUAUAGUCCAUGAGCGAGUGCCUGACAUGCAGACCUAUCCACCACUCCCAGAUAUAUUCUUAGACAGCGUUCCUAGAAUCCCGUGGGCCUUUGCCAUGACAGAAGUAUGUGGCAUGAUUCUGUGCUAUAUUUGGCUCCUGGUUCUUCUUCUUCACAAGCACAGGUCAAUACUUCUGCGAAGGCUCUGUAGUCUGAUGGGAACUGUAUUCUUGCUUCGCUGCUUUACCAUGUUUGUGACCUCCCUCUCCGUGCCAGGACAACACCUGCAGUGUACUGGAAAGAUAUAUGGCAGUGUAUGGGAGAAAUUACAUCGAGCCUUUGCCAUUUGGAGUGGCUUUGGUAUGACCCUGACUGGCGUUCACACAUGUGGAGAUUACAUGUUUAGUGGCCACACAGUCGUCCUAACUAUGCUGAAUUUCUUUGUCACCGAAUAUACACCAAGAAGCUGGAAUUUCUUGCACACUUUAUCCUGGGUUCUCAACCUCUUUGGAAUCUUCUUCAUCUUGGCUGCCCAUGAACAUUAUUCCAUUGAUGUGUUUAUUGCUUUUUAUAUAACAACAAGACUCUUUUUGUACUACCAUACUCUAGCCAAUACCAGAGCAUAUCAGCAGAGUAGGAGAGCAAGGAUUUGGUUUCCCAUGUUCUCUUUUUUUGAAUGCAAUGUUAAUGGCACAGUACCUAAUGAAUAUUGUUGGCCAUUUUCAAAACCAGCAAUAAUGAAAAGACUAAUUGGAUGAAUACUAUCUUUCUAAUGAAUUUGUGAUUAAAUAUAUAAUAGUUGUUGAAAAUGAGUAACUUUGCGUUCUCCCCCUAGGUUGUUCUUAGAUGCCUGGCUUAUGUGUUGACAAAGUAAAGUUUUCUGUUCUGAGCGAAGUUAUGAUUAUAAAAAGCAAGAAAGAACAAUCAAGAGUCCUUAUGUAGCUGUUUGAACAGAAAGCUUAAGUAGAUGUUUUCUGCCCCUUCUCUUUAGGAAGACUUAAUGUUGUGAUUGAAGUCAGGCUGUACCCUUACCUGUUGAGUAUUUGCUUAUUGAACUUUAAACAAGUCAACUUGAGCAGUUUGCUGGUUGAGGAAUUUUCACUGAUUUCCAGUAGGGCUCUAGUCAAGAAAUAAUAUGUUUUGAAGCUCCUUAUUACCUUUAGAAGAAGAAACCCUACCAAGUGAUCAGUACUUGUUCUUUGGACUAAUCUCUGUUUCAAUUUAAAAAAUGCAACCAUGGGACAUGAUCUGUUUUACUGACAAACAGUUUUCGCCUUCUGAACCAUCUUUAAAUAUACUGAGCAUACCAGGAUGCCUGAAAUAAGAAGAGAAUGAAAGAAGAGGCCAUAGAUGACGUGACAGAGUACUGGCUAGGAUGCCUUUGGUCUCCUCAUUAAUGCAAAUGUAGGGCUGGCAUAUUUCACCAAAGAUGCAACAAAAGAUGCAGUGCCUAUUUUGUUCUGAGGGUUCAGUGUGACCAUCAGUGAGUAUUCAUGAGGGAAAAAUGGCUGCAUCCAUAAAAAUAAAUGGGCUUAAUGUUGGUGGUAUAGGUACCCAGAAUAACUUCUUUGUGCUAUAGUUGUUAGAUGACAGUCCAAUUUUAUGCUUUUUAGUGGUGUUAUUUAAUGAGCCAAAUAGGAGUGUUUUACCAGAUGUUAGAUAAAGUUCUUAACGUCAUUAAGUAGGGAGGUAUGCAUGCAAAGAAUUGUUUUCUCCUGAAAAGAAACUUACAGCACGCAAAAUAUAACUUUUUGGUUUUUGAAAUUUAUCAUUCUUGGCUGUUGGAAGUAAACAGUCUCAGACAUACUUGGAUAUGAAAAA